GCUGCACACUUCAGCUCUUCCCAUGUGUUUGGGCUGCAGUGGAGGCAGGCAUGGAUGUGCUGGCUGAGGAGUUUGGGACUCUGACCCAAGAGCAGCUAAUAGCGCCUGUGGAUACGGUGGAGGAAAAAUGGAAGUUGCUGCCGGCUUUUUUAAAGGUGAAGGGUCUUGUGAAGCAGCACAUAGACUCAUUCAACUAUUUCAUCAACGUGGAGAUUAAAAAAAUAAUGAAAGCCAAUGAAAAGGUGACAAGUGAUGCAGACCCGAUGUGGUAUUUAAAGUACCUCAAUAUUUAUGUGGGUGCUCCAGAUGUUGAAGAGAGCUUCAAUGUAACCAGACCCGUAUCUCCACAUGAGUGUCGGCUUCGAGACAUGACCUACUCUGCACCAAUCACAGUUGAUAUUGAAUACACAAGAGGCAGCCAAAGGAUUAUCCGCAAUGCCUUACCUAUCGGCAGAAUGCCAAUCAUGCUGCGAAGUUCUAACUGUGUCCUUAUGGGCAAGACUCCAGCUGAAUUUGCAAAACUAAAUGAGUGCCCGCUGGACCCUGGUGGUUACUUCAUUGUGAAAGGAGCUGAAAAAGUAAUCUUGAUUCAGGAACAGCUGUCAAAAAACAGGAUUAUUGUGGAGGCUGACAGGAAGGGAACUGUGGGCGCCUCGGUUACAAGCUCUACCCAUGAGAAGAAAAGCAGAACCAACUUGGUUAUGAAACAGGGGAGAUUCUAUUUAAAGCACAAUACAUUGUCAGAAGAUAUUCCUAUCGCCAUUAUCUUCAAGGCAAUGGGUGUCGAUAGUGACCAAGAAAUUGUACAAAUGAUUGGGACAGAGGAACACGUGAUGGCGGCUUUUGGGCCAAGUUUGGAGGAGUGCCAGAAAGCACAGAUCUUCACCCAGAUGCAGGCUUUAAAGUAUAUUGGUAAUAAAGUAAGAAGGCAGAGGAUGUGGGGCGGAGGAGGACAUAAAAAGUCCAGAGUGGAUGAGGCUCGUGAGCUCCUAGCAUCGACCAUACUGGCUCAUGUUCCGGUAAAGGAAUUUAACUUCAGAGCAAAAUGCUUCUACACUGCGGUCAUGGUCCGGAGAGUGAUCUUGGCUCAAGGAGAACAUAAAGUUGAUGAUCGAGAUUAUUAUGGGAACAAGAGGUUGGAGCUUGCAGGACAGCUGCUUUCACUCUUAUUUGAAGACUUGUUUAAAAAGUUUAAUUCUGAGAUGAAGAAGAUUGCUGACCAGGUCAUUCCUAAGCAAAGGGCUGCUCAGUUUGAUGUUGUCAAGCAUAUGCGUCAAGACCAGAUCACCAAUGGCAUGGUAAAUGCCAUCUCUACGGGCAAUUGGUCGCUGAAGAGGUUUAAGAUGGACCGCCAAGGUGUGACGCAGGUGCUCUCGCGAUUGUCUUUCAUAUCCGCCUUAGGAAUGAUGACAAGAAUAUCAUCCCAGUUUGAAAAGACGAGAAAAGUCAGUGGCCCUCGAUCCUUGCAGCCUUCACAGUGGGGUAUGCUGUGCCCUUCCGAUACUCCUGAAGGAGAGGCUUGUGGUCUAGUUAAGAAUCUUGCACUAAUGACACAUAUCACAACUGAUAUGGAGGAUGGACCCAUAAUUAAAUUGGCCAGUAACCUAGGAGUUGAAGACGUCAAUCUGCUGUGCGGUGAAGAGCUGGCGUAUUCAAACGUCUUUAUAGUUUUCCUCAAUGGAAACAUUCUUGGUGUUAUUCGAGACCACCAGAAAUUGGUGAACACCUUCCGAUUAAUGAGAAGAGCUGGUUAUAUCAAUGAAUUUGUCUCCAUUUCCACCAACCUUACGGACAGAUGCGUGUACAUCUCCUCUGAUGGAGGUCGGCUUUGCAGACCCUACAUUAUUGUUAAAAAACAAAGACCGAUGGUGACCAACAGGCACAUCCAGGAACUGUCCCAAGGCUACAGGAGCUUUGAGGAUUUUCUACAUGAAAGUCUGGUGGAAUAUUUGGAUGUGAAUGAAGAGAAUGACUGUUACAUAUCCCUGUAUGAACACUCCAUAAGCAAGCACACCACCCAUUUAGAGAUUGAGCCCUUUACUUUGCUUGGGGUUUGUGCUGGACUCAUCCCGUACCCGCAUCACAACCAGUCCCCAAGAAACACUUAUCAAUGUGCUAUGGGAAAACAAGCAAUGGGGACUAUUGGAUACAACCAGAGGAAUAGAAUCGACACAUUGAUGUACUUGCUGGCAUAUCCUCAAAGGCCGAUGGUGAAGACAAGGACUAUUGAGCUUAUAGACUUUGAAAAACUUCCCGCUGGACAGAACGCCACUGUGGCGGUGAUGAGUUACAGUGGUUAUGACAUUGAGGAUGCCCUUGUAUUAAAUAAAGCUUCAUUAGAUAGAGGCUUUGGACGUUGUCUUGUGUACAAAAAUGCCAAGUGUACUCUGAAGCGCUACAGCAACCAGACGUUCGAUAAAGUGAUGGGACCUAUGCUAGAUGCCACCACACGCAAGCCAAUUUGGAGGCAUGAAAUCUUAGAUGCUGAUGGCAUCUGCUCACCAGGGGAAAAAGUGGAAAACAAACAAGUGCUUGUCAACAAGUCCAUGCCAACUGUCACCCAAACUCCUCUAGAGGGCAGUAGUGUGCCUCAGCAACCACAGUUUAAAGAUGUGCCUGUAACCUACAAAGGCUCCACCGAGUCUUACAUUGAAAAGGUAAUGAUUUCCUCUAACGCAGAAGAAGCGUUCCUCAUUAAAAUCCUACUAAGACAAACAAGGAGACCUGAAAUUGGUGAUAAAUUCAGCAGUCGGCAUGGACAGAAAGGUGUAUGUGGUUUAAUAGUGCAACAAGAAGAUAUGCCAUUUUGUGAUACAGGGAUCUGCCCUGAUAUUAUCAUGAAUCCUCAUGGCUUCCCAUCUCGUAUGACGGUUGGGAAGCUAAUCGAACUCUUGGCUGGAAAAGCAGGGGUCCUGGAUGGAAGGUUUCACUAUGGGACAGCCUUUGGGGGCAGCAAAGUAAAGGAUGUGUGUGAGGACCUCAUUCGAUAUGGUUAUAAUUAUCUGGGGAAAGAUUAUGUAACAUCUGGCAUAACUGGAGAACCUCUGGAGGCCUACAUUUACUUUGGCCCUGUGUACUACCAGAAGUUGAAGCACAUGGUGCUGGAUAAAAUGCAUGCCCGAGCAAGAGGACCCAGAGCCGUUCUCACAAGGCAGCCCACUGAAGGACGAUCCCGUGAUGGUGGAUUGCGUCUUGGAGAAAUGGAACGUGACUGCUUAAUUGGUUAUGGGGCCAGCAUGCUGCUACUGGAGAGACUGAUGAUUUCCAGUGAUGCCUUUGAGGUGGAUGUUUGUGGACAGUGUGGAUUACUUGGUUAUUCUGGCUGGUGCCAUUACUGCAAAUCAUCCUGCCACGUAUCUUCACUGAGGAUUCCCUACGCCUGCAAACUCCUGUUCCAAGAACUGCAGUCGAUGAAUAUCAUACCCAGGCUUAAGCUGUCAAGAUACAAUGAGUGACCAUUAUGCUGUAGACCUUGGACUUCUUUUUAAAAAUGAAUAAAACAGGGAGAAGUAAGGAUUAGGACUGAGACAGUGUGCGGCAGACACUGAUUUAUUUAUGGACCUCUCGCUGUCUGUAGGACUGGCACCAUGCCACAGAUGCAGGCAGACGGAUAUCUGGUUCUCAGCAUGUACGAGGAGUACAUCUAAUGAAGCUUUGUAUUAUAUUUGUAAAGUUAUAAAUGUUCAGAGAACAUUGAAACCCAGUGACGUGAGGAGAUGUUUUGUUGAUUUUUUUAUGAUCAUCGUCUCAAACGUUAAUAAAAUAUGAAAUUGUGACUUA
This is a messenger RNA of Bufo bufo (common toad), 3780 nucleotides long. It is a transcript of the gene POLR3B, whose product is annotated as RNA polymerase III subunit B. Gene Ontology annotation, cellular component: RNA polymerase III complex. The transcript has 28 exons. Lineage: Eukaryota; Metazoa; Chordata; Amphibia; Anura; Bufonidae. Gene Ontology annotation, biological process: DNA-templated transcription. The coding region runs from base 51 to 3455 and encodes 1134 amino acids. The record is from RefSeq and is a predicted model, not a curated record. Gene Ontology annotation, molecular function: ribonucleoside binding; DNA binding; DNA-directed RNA polymerase activity.